GACACAUUUAAGCACACACGGUGAUGUGUUAACUAGUUAAAUAACUCCCAGUAGAGUAAAUAGCGUAGCGCAAACACAACAUUCAGUUAGUAUGAAGAAAAGGAACGUCAAGAAAGCGAAGGACACAUGGACUGUCCCUCAAACACUAAAACAGACAACGGUUGUGUUUGUUAAAUGUCCACCAUUAAUACCGGAGCCCAGGGGAUAUUCGAAGCCUGUCCAACUGAACAUGGACAAAGAGUAUUUAUACAAAGACACCAUCUACACUCUGACCAAUUUCUUGAGUGAUUCGGAGUGUGCUGCGUGGAUUGAGUUUGGCGAACGAGAGGGAUUUGAGGCAUCCUUUCAAAAGCAGAAUAGGGAGUGUGCUCACCGCGAUAACGGCCGGAUAUCGAUUGAGAGCGAAAGCAUAGCGCAGGCCUUCUUUCUGAGACUCAAUCCCUCGCUACCUGAAAAAUACGGCACGCGUCAACUGAAUAGCUGCAAUACGAAUAUCAGAUUAUACAAAUACGGACCUGGACAACGAUUUGGUCGCCAUGUGGAUGAGAGUGUAGUCGACAGCAACGGGCGGAAGAGUGUGUACACUGUGCUAGUGUACCUUAACGGACACAACGAGGAUAACACAUCCGAAACACCACGAAGUGGUGACGGUGCUGAUUUAGAAGCCAUCAACACAUUGGUAGGGGGUGAAACCAAGUUCUAUCGCAGGCAUCACGGGAGUGCCAUCGCAUGCGCCGUGCGACCGAAGAAAGGACAGGCACUGCUGCACGGGCAUGGUGCACAGUGCCUUACACACGAGGGUGCUGAGGUCAAAGAAGGAGUGAAGUAUUUGCUAAGAACCGAUGUUAUGUAUGCCUGACACGAUCAUUAAUGUGUCUGUCUGAACUCAGUGGGGGGUAAUACGGGAAACUAAUUUAUAUCGCAGUUUAAAGGAGGAUACCAUCGCAUGCGCUGUGCGGCCGAGUGAAGGAAUAUACACUGCAGCACCGGCAUGGCACACAGUGUCUUACACACGAGGGCUCUGAGGUCAAAGAAGAGGUGAAAUACCUAUUAAGAAGUGAUAUCAUGUGCACUUAUUAAGCUUGGUGCUGUGAACCUAGUUAUAGCCAACAUCCAUGGGAAGGCGUGUGUGAGAAACUUGAUUUAUCGCGCUUACCACGAAGCUGCCGUCGCAAUCAUUGCGAGACACAAGAACUGCCAAAAGAUUCUCAUAUAAGAGCCUCUAAGGUAUAGAAGGAAGAAGUAUAUUCUAGGUAGUGGUAUAUUGUAAGCCGGACAAAGUCCUGCGAAGCUGCCUGAUGUGAUUUAUGUAUAGGAGCUGUUCAAGUCAUCAGAUAUGGCAUAUAGCAUGGUAAAAGUUCUACUGAGGAUAUGUUUGGAGGUGUGAGUGUGGAAGCAUACAUGGGCAUUGUCCAUGAGAAAAGAUUCUUUUCUAACGUCAGAAGAUCAGGAUGGACUCAAUUUGGCUUGCAAAGAUACAAUGCUAAAUCAACUGCCAAAGUUGUGACUUGAAGGAGAAUUGAGAAGAAAUCGCACUCACUUAAGUAACAAUGCCAGGGAUUUGGCGAUCUUAAAAUGUAGCGGUGCACAAGACCACGGCCCUAACAUCUAUAUGGAGGUGGAUUAUCCAUUCUGGUAUCAGUUUUUCCAUGGUUGCCUAUGGUCUAUUCUCAACUCACAUCAAGACAGUAAUUUAUCCUCAAACAUAUCGAUCGAUUCCGGAAAACUCCUUCUGCUGACACCAGAUGGCCACAUCACAGACUAAUAAUCUACUGUAGGGAACACCGCAAUUAUCGUCGAAC
Messenger RNA from Sphaeroforma arctica JP610, 1802 nucleotides. RefSeq lists its product as hypothetical. Gene Ontology annotation, biological process: peptidyl-proline hydroxylation to 4-hydroxy-L-proline. Gene Ontology annotation, molecular function: L-ascorbic acid binding; procollagen-proline 4-dioxygenase activity; iron ion binding. The transcript has 5 exons. Gene Ontology annotation, cellular component: endoplasmic reticulum. Bases 92 to 859 code for a protein of 255 amino acids. NCBI's taxonomy places the organism in Eukaryota, Ichthyosporea, Ichthyophonida. The record is from RefSeq and is a predicted model, not a curated record.